UGGGAAAGCAUGGCUCUUGGAAAUGUUUCUUUCGUGACAGAAUUCAUUCUGAUGGGAUUAACGGACGAACCAGAUCUUCAACUUCCUUUGUUCUUCAUCUUUCUAGUAAUGUAUAUAAUCAUUGUGUUGGGUAACUUGGGUCUGAUGACUCUCAUUGGGCUGAAUUCCAAUCUCCAGACCCCCAUGUACUUUUUCCUCUUUAACCUGUCUUUUGUGGACCUCUGUUAUUCUACCGUGUUUACACCCAAGAUGCUGGUUAACUUCGUGUCAGAGAAGAAUAUAAUCUCUUUCAAAGGGUGCAUGGCCCAGCUUUACUUCUUUUCUUUUUUUGCCAUUUCUGAGUGCUAUGUGCUGGCAUCCAUGGCCUACGACCGUUAUGUAGCCAUCUGCAACCCACUGACGUAUAGCAUCGCCAUGUCCCCUAAGGUGUGUGCCAGCCUGAUGCUUGCCUCCUACCUGAUAUCAUUUUCCAAAGCCAUGAUCCACACUGGAUUUAUGCUGAGACUGACCUUCUGUAAUGCCAACACCAUUAACCACUAUUUUUGUGACAUCCUCCCAGUGCUGCAGCUCUCCUGCACGGACACCUCCAUCAACGAGCUGGUUGUGAUCAUUGUGGUGGGCAUCACCCUCGUUGUGCCCAGUUUCACCAUCUUUGUCUCUUACGGGUUCAUCAUUGCCAGCGUUCUCCGCAUGAGCUCCACGGAGGGCAGGUCCAAGGCCUUCAGUACCUGCAGCUCCCACAUUGUUGCUGUGUCUCUCUUCUUUGGAUCGGCCGCGUUUAUGUAUCUUAAACCCUCUUCUUCUAUGUCUAUGGAUCAGGGGAAAAUCUCCUCUGUGUUUUACACAAGUGUAGUUCCCAUGAUGAACCCCUUAAUCUACAGUUUGAGGAACAAAGACGUUAAACUUGCUCUCAGAAAAACUCUUGGUAGGACAAAAUUUUGA
Sorex araneus (European shrew) is the source of this 942-nucleotide messenger RNA. RefSeq names its product olfactory receptor 147-like. Gene Ontology annotation, cellular component: membrane. The record is from RefSeq and is a predicted model, not a curated record. Gene Ontology annotation, biological process: G protein-coupled receptor signaling pathway; sensory perception of smell. Bases 10 to 942 code for a protein of 310 amino acids. The transcript has a single exon. Gene Ontology annotation, molecular function: olfactory receptor activity; odorant binding; G protein-coupled receptor activity. NCBI's taxonomy places the organism in Eukaryota, Metazoa, Chordata, Mammalia, Eulipotyphla, Soricidae.